Messenger RNA from Anthonomus grandis grandis, 556 nucleotides. It is a transcript of the gene ATPsynF, whose product is annotated as putative ATP synthase subunit f, mitochondrial. Gene Ontology annotation, biological process: proton motive force-driven mitochondrial ATP synthesis. NCBI's taxonomy places the organism in Eukaryota, Metazoa, Arthropoda, Insecta, Coleoptera, Curculionidae. The coding region runs from base 112 to 444 and encodes 110 amino acids. The transcript has 4 exons. The record is from RefSeq and is a predicted model, not a curated record. Gene Ontology annotation, molecular function: proton-transporting ATP synthase activity, rotational mechanism.
UGACAGCUGUCAAAUCAACCGAGCUGUCAGUGAGCCAUUUUUCGGUAUCCUCACCCUAGUGAAUUAGGAAUUUUUACACUUACACAAAAAAAAAAUUAUUUAUAACCGAUAAUGGCAAGCUGGGGCUUUGGAGACUACCCCCCCGAAUACAACCCCAAGGUGCAUGGACCGUACGAUCCCGCCCGCUACUAUGGCAAAGCUGACGUUCCGUUUGGUCAAGUGAAACUGGGGGAGAUUGGAGGGUGGCUCGCUCGCCGCAACAAAAACCCUAGGGCUCUUGUUUCCGCUGUCAGCAGGGCUUACUGGAGAUGGAGCCAUAAAUAUGUACAACCCAAGAGGGCUGGAAUUGCCCCAUUUUUACAAGUUCUGUUUGGUGCCAUGGGCACAUUCUAUUUCUUGAAUUACCACAGGAUCUCUCAGCACAGGAAUUACAAGUACCACUAAUGCUGAUUUAGUUGGAGAGCAGUUGUAGCAGUUUAAUAAAACAUUGAAUGUUUCUUUUUUUUUUAAAUUCUUGCGAUAAUAUGGUAAUAUAUAGUUAUUCAUUUUGCUUCAA